This is a messenger RNA of Alligator mississippiensis (American alligator), 2278 nucleotides long. Its product is annotated as atrial natriuretic peptide receptor 2-like. The record is from RefSeq and is a predicted model, not a curated record. NCBI's taxonomy places the organism in Eukaryota, Metazoa, Chordata, Crocodylia, Alligatoridae. Bases 16 to 1644 code for a protein of 542 amino acids. Gene Ontology annotation, biological process: intracellular signal transduction; protein phosphorylation; cGMP biosynthetic process. Gene Ontology annotation, molecular function: protein kinase activity; guanylate cyclase activity; ATP binding. The transcript has 12 exons.
GAGACCUGCACAUGCAUGUACACCUGUGUUCCCCCCCCCCCUUUAUCCCUGAGCCGUAGCUAUACCGUCGCAUGUCGCUGCCAGGAUGGCGGAGUGCCCGUGGCUGGGGGCUCUGCAGGGCCCGGCGGUCUUCAGCCGCCCAGGCCAGGGCUAUGGGGUGCUGAGCACCCCGAGCAGGCUCUGAGGGGCUGCCUGGCUCUGUUUGCACUGCAGAUGCGGGACAUCCAGCUCAACCACCUGACCCGCUUCAUCGGGGCCUGCAUCGACCCGCCCAACCUCUGCAUCGUGACGGAGUACUGCCCGCGGGGCAGCCUGCAGGACAUCCUGGAGAACGAGAGCAUCAACCUGGACUGGAUGUUCCGCUACUCGCUCAUCAACGACAUCGUCAAGGGCAUGGCCUUCCUGCACAACAGCAUCAUCGGGCACCACGGCAGCCUCAAGUCGUCCAACUGCGUGGUGGACAGCCGCUUCGUGCUCAAGAUCACCGACUACGGACUGGCCAGCUUCCGCGCCGCGCCCGACGCCGACGAUGCCCACGCGCUCUACGCCAAGAAGCUAUGGACAGCGCCCGAGCUGCUGCAGAAGGGGCAGCUGCCCACCCAGGGCAUGCAGAAGGCCGACGUCUACAGCUUCGGCAUCAUCCUGCAGGAGAUCGCCCUGCGCAACGGCCCCUUCUACGUCGAGGGCAUGGACCUGAGUCCCAAGGAGAUCGUGCAGAAGGUGCGGCACAGCCAGGCGCCGUUCUUCCGGCCCUCCAUCGACCUGGGCGUGCACAGCGAGGAGCUGGCCCUGCUCAUGGAGCGCUGCUGGGCCCAGGAGCCGGCCGAGCGCCCCGACUUCAGCCAGGUCAAGGUCUUCAUCCGCCGCUUCAACAAGGAGGGCAGCACCAGCAUCCUGGACAACCUGCUGUCGCGCAUGGAGCAGUACGCCAACAACCUGGAGAAGCUGGUGGAGGAACGGACGCAGGCCUACCUGGAGGAGAAGCGCAGGGCCGAGAACCUGCUCUACCAGAUCCUGCCCCACUCCGUGGCCGAGCAGCUGAAGCGCGGGGAGACGGUGCAGGCCGAGGCCUUUGACAGCGUCACCAUCUACUUCAGUGACAUCGUUGGCUUCACAGCGCUGUCGGCGGAGAGCACCCCCAUGCAGGUGGUGACGCUGCUGAACGACCUGUACACCUGCUUUGACGCCAUCAUCGACAACUUUGAUGUCUACAAGGUGGAGACGAUCGGCGACGCCUACAUGGUGGUGUCGGGGCUGCCAGUGCGCAACGGCAAGCUGCACGCCCACGAGAUCGUGCGCAUGGCGCUGGCGCUGCUCGACGCCGUGCGCACCUUCCGCAUCCGGCACCGGCCCAGCGACCAGCUGCACCUGCGCAUCGGCAUCCACACCGGCCCGGUGUGCGCCGGGGUCGUGGGGCUGAAGAUGCCGCGGUAUUGCCUCUUUGGGGACACGGUGAACACGGCCUCGCGCAUGGAGUCCAACGGGCAGGCCCUGAAGAUCCACGUCUCCUCCACCACCAAGGAGGUCCUGGACGAGUUUGGCUGCUUCGAGCUGGAGCUGCGCGGGGACGUAGAAAUGAAGGGGAAGGGGAAGAUGCGGACGUACUGGCUGCUGGGCGAGAGGAAGAACAACAUGGUCGCCUGAGCCCUCCGGCCGUGGAGCCCUUGCCACAUCCCCGACUGCCGCGCGCUGCCGAUGGACUGCAGGUCAGCGGGACCCAUGCCCGCCCUGCCCGCGCCGGCCGCUCUGCACCCGGUGCCCGCGCCCAGGACGGGGUAGAGCAGACCCAGCCCUGACUGGCAGCAGCAGAGCCGGCGUCACCACGGCACAGCCCUGGGCCCGCGGCUGCUCUUCCCUGCGCGGGGGCGGGCAGGAACAGGCCAGAGCCUGGGGGCGCACCUGCUGAGUCUCCCCGUGACCCUGCCCCGACUGCCCCCUCCUCCCCUCCCCGGGCUCAGCUGGCCCGAGCCCCUGCUGCCCCCACUCGGCUGGCCGAGCCCUGCGCCCCCCCCCCCCCCCGGGCACUUUGCCUGCUUUUUUUUCAGGACUCGCUAACCCCCCACCGCGAGCGUCAGGGGCUCCUGCCCAGGCUGGCCCCACAGCAGAGCGGGGCGGGAGGCACCGCCGGGGCCAGUGCAGCUGCUCCCCCAGCCCAGGAAGCGCCCCACGCUCCUCCUGCCCACUGUAAAUACCCCAUGGGCCACGACCCCUGCUCCCCCUUGUAAAUAUAGGAGUCAGACGGUGCACACUAUUUUGGUGAAAUACAGACCUCCCCCAA